CAGCCCACUUGAGUCAUGGAUCGCUGUAUUUUUGGGUUUACGUGUAACAUGAGCUGUCGCAAAUGAUGGACGGAUUGGAUGUCACGAAGGCAUCACGGUCCUCUUAGUUGUACGGGCUCGGCACAACACUGAAAUUCGCGUCCAUGAUCGUGUGGUCCGGUAGAUGAAGGGAGUGGCAGCAACAUUAGCCCGCGGAAUUAAGCGGUGGGGCCCAACUGCAAGUCAGAAUCGCUCCGUGGUUACGUUCCCUCUUUUCUUACGACUUUUAAAAAAUUCAAAGGAUGCUCACCGACUAACUUUUCCAACGGUCGAAUUUUCCCGGUCUUUUUAAACUUCCGAAAACCCGCCUCAUUCUUCAGUUUCAAAAUUCAAAUGCAUCUUCAAGAUGAUCAAACACGCCGUGAGUCGACCUUUCCAUUCCCUUGCGGUGACAGAUCUCGAAAUUCCCCGUUUGCACUCCCACAAGCCUGCUAUUUUCCACAACUACCCCCAGCUUCUCCGUUCGUGCAAGGACAUAAACGCUCUGCUUCAGAUCCAUGCACAUCUAUUGGUUUCCGGGCUUGAAUCGGACGAUUUUAUCCUCGCCCAGCUUGUAAAUUCCUACUCUUCCUUCCGAAAAUCUGACUUGUCCCGGGCUGUUUUCGAUUCCGUGGUGAACCCAAGUGGCAUUUUGUGGAAUUCCAUGAUUAGAGCUUAUACAAGGACAAACCAUCAUCGAAAUGCUAUUGAAUUGUACCAUGAAAUGGUAAAAAGAGGUGUAGAACCCGAUAAGUACACCUUCACUUUCUUUUUGAAGGCGUGCACGGGAGCUUCAGACUUGGAAGGGGGUGUUUUGAUUCACCGAGAGAUUGUUCGGAAGGGGCUCGAAUGCGAUGUCUUUGUUGGGACUGCACUUAUUGACAUGUAUUCAAAAUUGGGUCAGCUCAAAAUUGCACGUGAGCUGUUCGAACGAAUGCCUGAAUUGGAUGUUGUUGCAUGGAAUGCCAUGAUUGCAGGGUUCUCUCAGAGUGUAGAUCCAAUUGAGGCUUUGGGCUUUUUCAGAAAGAUGCAAUCGGCUUGUGUGGGACCCAAUUCAGUAAGCUUGUUGAAUUUGUUUCCUGCUAUAUGUAGGAUAUCGGCACUUCCCCUAUGCCGGGCUGUGCAUGGUUUUGUAGUUAGGAGAGACUUUCCACUGUCCAUUUAUAAUGGGUUAAUAGAUAUGUACUCGAAGUGCGGAAAUGUGGAAGUUGGUCGUCGGGUUUUUGAUCGAAUGUUGGAUCAGGAUGAUGUUUCGUGGGGUACGAUUAUUUCCAGUUAUGCCCAUAAUGGCUAUUUUUUUGAGGCAUUGGAGCUCUUCAAUGAUCUGAAAAGAGAGUGUGUGAUGGUGAAUCAAGUGGCAGCAGUGAGUGCUCUUUCAGCUGCUGCCGAGAUGAGAGAUUUAGAGAAGGGGAUGGAUGUCCACACCUACUUAAUUAAAAGAGGAAUCGAUGUGGAUAUAUUGGCCACUACAACUCUCAUUACAAUGUAUGCAAAGUGUGGAAAUUUAGAAGAGGGAAAACGGUUGUUUGAUGGGAUUACGGAAAGGGAUACAGUUGCUUGGUCUGCUAUGAUAUCCGCCUUUGUCCAAUCUGAGCAUCCAGAAGAAGGGAUGGCACUUUUUCGAGAAAUGCAAUCGGCAAAAAUCAGACCCAAUAGGGUUACUAUUGUCAGUGUGCUUCCGGCUUGUGCGGAUAUUUCAUAUUUGAAUUUGGGAAGAAGCAUACAUUGCUAUGUCCUGAAAUCCGAUCUCGGUUUUGAUGUUUCGACUGGGACAGCUCUAGUAGCGAUGUAUGCAAAGUGUGGAUCAUUUAAUAAGGCAAAUGCUUUAUUUGAUAAGUUACCGCAGAAGGAUGUCGUGACAUGGAAUGCAUUGAUUAAUGGGUAUGCGCAGAUUGGGGAUGCAUGUAAUGCAAUGAAGAUGUUUCAUCAACUACAAUCAGCGGGCCUUCGCCCAGACUCGGGAACAAUGGUGGGUGUGCUGCCAGCCUGCGUGCUCUUAGGUGCCCAUGAUCAAGGCAUGUGUGUUCAUGGGAAGAUUAUCAAAAGUGGGUUCGAAUCAGAUCUUCAUGUAAAAAAUGCUAUAAUGGACAUGUAUGCAAAGUGCGGAAGCCUUAGCUCAGCUGAGUUCUUGUUCGAUGAGAUUGUGUCCAAUAAGGAUGAGAUAUCAUGGAAUAUAAUGAUAGCCGGAUACACGCAAAAUGGACGCGCGAAGGAUGCAAUAUCUGCCUUUCAUCAGAUGAGAGCUGAAAGUCUUCAGCCCAAUUUAGUCACUAUCGUGAGCGUCCUUCCAGCUGCGGCGUUCUUGGCAGCCUUGAGAGAAGGCAUGGCCCUUCAUUCGUAUGUAAUCCGAACUGGGUUUGAGUCAAAUGUGCUUGUAGGGAACAGCCUCAUUGAUAUGUACGCAAAAUGCGGACGGCUGGAUUUUUCAAAGAAAUUUUUUGAUGGGAUGGAUGGCCGAGAUAUAGUAUCGUGGAAUGCAAUGCUUUCGGGGUAUGCCGUUCAUGGGCAUGGUGAAGAUGCUGUUUCACUCUUUACAAAAAUUCAAGAGGAUUGCAUGGAGGUUGAUUCAGUGUCCUUCAUCAGUGUAUUGUCUGCAUGUAGACACGGAGGUCUAAUUGAUGAAGGAAGAAAAAUCUUUAAUGCCAUGAGCUCUGUAUAUCACCUUGAGCCGGAUUUGGAACACUAUGCUUGCAUGGUUGAUCUCUUAGGCCGUGCAGGACGGUUAGAUGAAGCUUGGAGAUUUAUUCAGAUGAUGCCGAUGGCACCCGAUGCCGGCGUCUGGGGUGCCUUGUUAGGUGCUUGUAGAAUGCAUUCAAAUUUGAAAUUAGGUGAAAUGGCAUUAGAGCAUCUUGUUCAACUAGAGCCUCAAAAUCCUGCUCACUAUGUGGUUCUUUCGAAUAUAUAUGCACAAGUUGGAAACUGGGCCAAGGUUGGGAAGAUGAGAAGUAUGAUGAAUGGUUCAGGAUUGAAGAAAACACCUGGAUGUAGCUGGGUUGAGAUCAAGGAUGCCAUCCAUGCAUUUAGAGUUGGCGAUCAGUCCCACCCACAGUUAGAAAGCAUCUGUAUGUUGUGGAGAGAUUGGAAUGAGAAGAUGGAAAAGAUGGGCUAUGUUCCAGACACAAGCUGUGUACUGCAAAACGUGGAGGAAGAGGAGAAAGAGUUUUUCCUAUAUACUCACAGUGAGCGGCUAGCCAUUGCAUAUGCAGUUUUGAACACUGAAUCUGGAGCGACCAUCCAGAUAGUCAAGAACCUCCGUGUUUGCGGCGAUUGCCACGCUGUGACAAAGUUUGUUUCGAAGAUCACUGGCCGUGGGAUUAUAGUCCGGGAUGCGAGUCGUUUUCAUCACUUUGAAAAUGGCACCUGCUCGUGCAAAGACUACUGGUGAUCUUUGGAGAAUGCGGGUAGCCUGUUUUUGUUGGUGUGGAAGAGAACAUGAACUGUUCCUCCAGAAGGUGGGCCACACCCCAAGAUUCAAACUGUUGGAUGAUCCUAGCUGCUGAUUUGAUUACUUCUUCCAAUUAAAGAUAACCCAUGAAAGAUAACUUGACCAUCAAUAUCAAGGGACGAUUAUCCCUUCAUGUAAAGUGAUGUGCUAUUUCAGGUGAGCCAUGAAUCUCAUGAUUAAACCAAAGUAACUCAAUUUCCAAUUCCAAAUCUUGUAGAAACCUGUUGGAUCUGAAGAUUAAGUUAUGACUGAUAGAACAAGAAGGAGAAUCUUAUUUAAUUUCUUUUAUGUAUUGAAUUUAUCUUGGAAAAUUGGUACCUCUGACAUACGCAAAACAAAAUGAUUUAAAUUAUAUAUCAUUAAAAUGAGCAUUUCUUAUAUUGCAUGUCAUGUGAUUUGUGGGCCGCCGG
Molecule: messenger RNA, 3873 nt
Organism: Magnolia sinica
Lineage: Eukaryota; Viridiplantae; Streptophyta; Magnoliopsida; Magnoliales; Magnoliaceae
Product: pentatricopeptide repeat-containing protein At2g39620
Exons: 1
Coding region: 386-3403 (1005 amino acids)
Biological process (GO): RNA modification
Molecular function (GO): protein binding; zinc ion binding; RNA binding
Source: RefSeq, a predicted model, not a curated record